ACAGAGAGAGAGAGAGAGAGAGAGAGAGAGAGAGAGAAACCAGAGAGAAAGGAAGGGGAACAGGAAGUUUGGAAACGGUGUCCGAUAGAUAUGGCAAUGGUAGUUGGUGCGUGGCGAGACCCCCAAGACGAUGUACCAGGAAACCAGGGAACUCAACCGUCGCAAGCACCUCCUGUCCAAGGACCACCAGCCGGGGCCCCCCACACCCCACAGACCCCUGGCCAAGGGGGACCUCCCAGCACUCCAGCCCAGACCAACCAGCCCAGCCAGCAGAACCAAGCCGGAGACAAACAGCAGCAGCAGCAGCACAUUGAGUGUGUGGUUUGUGGGGACAAAUCUAGUGGCAAACAUUAUGGCCAGUUUACCUGCGAGGGUUGCAAGAGUUUCUUCAAGAGGAGUGUAAGGAGAAAUCUGAGUUACACUUGUCGCGCCAACAGGAACUGUCCUAUAGACCAGCACCACCGCAAUCAGUGUCAGUACUGCCGCCUCAAAAAAUGCCUCAAAGUUGGCAUGAGACGGGAAGUUUCUUCUUUAUUCACUGCAGCCGUCCAGAGGGGCAGAAUGCCACCCACACAGCCAACUCAUGGUCAGUUCGCCUUGACGAAUGGAGACCCCCUCAACUGUCAUUCCUACCUAUCCGGAUAUAUCUCCCUGCUCCUGCGAGCCGAGCCCUACCCCACGUCGCGCUUUGGGAGCCAGUGCAUGCAACCCAACAACAUCAUGGGCAUCGAGAACAUUUGCGAACUGGCCGCUCGGAUGCUCUUCAGCGCGGUGGAGUGGGCCCGGAAUAUCCCUUUCUUCCCCGACCUCCAGAUCACAGAUCAGGUAGCCCUGCUCCGACUGACCUGGAGCGAAUUGUUUGUGCUCAACGCCGCCCAGUGCUCCAUGCCCCUUCACGUCGCCCCACUCCUGGCAGCGGCUGGCCUUCAUGCCUCGCCCAUGUCCGCUGACCGAGUGGUCGCCUUUAUGGACCACAUACGUAUCUUCCAAGAACAAGUGGAAAAACUGAAGGCAUUGCACGUCGACUCGGCAGAAUACAGCUGUUUGAAGGCCAUAGUCCUCUUCACUUCAGAUGCCUGUGGUCUCUCUGAUGUAGCCCAUGUGGAAAGCUUGCAGGAAAAGUCGCAGUGUGCUCUGGAGGAGUAUGUUAGGAGCCAGUAUCCCAACCAGCCAACACGAUUUGGAAAGCUUUUGCUUCGCCUUCCCUCUCUCCGCACUGUCUCCUCUUCUGUCAUAGAGCAAUUGUUUUUCGUCCGUUUGGUAGGUAAAACCCCCAUAGAAACCCUAAUCAGGGAUAUGUUACUGUCUGGCAGCAGUUUUAACUGGCCUUAUAUGGCAAUUCAAUAAAAAAAAAAAUAAGGGGAAUGAAACAGAGAAAGAAAAGGCAAAAGACUGGUUUGUUUGCUUAAAUUCUUUCUGUUAAGAAAGGAUAUAAAAGGAUGUUACAUUUGCUAAAAGAAGAGAGGGAAGAAUUUAAUGGACUGUGAAUUUUAAAAAAAAGACUGUCAAUGAACUUUUACAGAAUGCAUUAAAAAAAAACUCCUGUGUCGGUCAGAACAACUUGCUACUUAUCAUUUUUGUAUAAAAAAGGAAAUUAGUCUUUCUUUUUUUGGUAAACUUUUAAAAAAAAAUCGCUAAAAGUGCAUUUAAGGAGAUUUGGAGAAAAUUAGCAGAAUGGAGAAAGUAAGUCUUUUUUUUUCCAAAUUUAUUAAUUGUCCUGUGUCUAUGUACCUAUAGCUGUUCUUUUUUGUAUUUUUCUGGUUCCAAACCAGUUUAUUCUGUGGUUCUAUAAUAAUUUUUGAUAUAAUCUUGGCUUCUUAAAAACUGUGUAUCCUUAAAAUAUAUGUUCUGCAAGAAUUAAAACUGAGUCCACGAAAAUAUCAUAGGAAGACAUAAAACUUUAAAAGGCAAAGUAAUGAUGGAAGCGCACUUAUAAGUGGUGACCAAAAUUUAGCUGAAGCUGAGAGCUCUAAUUACAGACCCGAAUGAACCACACACAACACGUAACACCCCCCGCCCCCGCAAAAAAACAAAAAACAAAAAAAAACUUGCUUUUUUUGAUAUUUUAAGAAAGAGAAUGAACUGUGGAAUUUAUUGGCGGUCAAAGGAUGUGUCCAAGACACAUGCUGAGGUUUUGAAUAAAAAGUGAACUUUUGUAAUUUGAAUUGGGUCCCGCAUAGUUCUUGAAUUGUUAUGAAACUCCUAUAUCUGUUUGUAUAUUUGCAAACCCUUUGUAUUAUAAUAAUUGUUGAUAUUUUCCCUUUUUAAAAAAAAACCAUUGAAAUCAGCAUGAUAAAAUAACACUGUUGGCACUUAUAGGUAACGUGAUUGAUUCAGUAUCUUAGAGUUUACAGUUUGUGUUUAAAAACUGAAGGUUUUUUUUUAAGUGCAACAUUUCUGUAUACUGUAAAAGUUAUAAUAACUGAACUGUUUGGUCGAGUCUUUGUGUGUUAUAUUCCAAGGAAAAUUGAAAGUAUUCAGAAAUUAAAAUAUUAUUUGAUAUCUGAA
This is a messenger RNA of Tachyglossus aculeatus (Australian echidna), 2508 nucleotides long. It is a transcript of the gene NR2F2, whose product is annotated as nuclear receptor subfamily 2 group F member 2. Gene Ontology annotation, biological process: negative regulation of transcription by RNA polymerase II; cell differentiation; anatomical structure development. The record is from RefSeq and is a predicted model, not a curated record. Bases 91 to 1347 code for a protein of 418 amino acids. NCBI's taxonomy places the organism in Eukaryota, Metazoa, Chordata, Mammalia, Monotremata, Tachyglossidae. The transcript has 3 exons. Gene Ontology annotation, molecular function: nuclear receptor activity; RNA polymerase II cis-regulatory region sequence-specific DNA binding; zinc ion binding.